Cynocephalus volans (Philippine flying lemur) is the source of this 3584-nucleotide messenger RNA. RefSeq names its product roundabout guidance receptor 4 (gene ROBO4). Gene Ontology annotation, molecular function: protein binding. The record is from RefSeq and is a predicted model, not a curated record. The coding region runs from base 3 to 3029 and encodes 1008 amino acids. The transcript is spliced from 18 exons. NCBI's taxonomy places the organism in Eukaryota, Metazoa, Chordata, Mammalia, Dermoptera, Cynocephalidae. Gene Ontology annotation, biological process: cell-cell adhesion.
CCAUGGGUUCUGGAGGAGUGAGGUUCCUGGGGGUCCAGUGGCCCCCGCCUCUCCUGCUUCUGCUAGUCAUGGGAGGCAUGGCUCAGGACUCUCCCCCCCAGAUCCUGGUCCACCCCCAGGACCAGCUGCUCCAGGGCCCUGGCCCCGCGAAGAUGAACUGCCGAGCCUCAGGCCAGCCACCUCCCACCAUCCGCUGGCUGCUGAAUGGACAGCCACUGAGCAUGGUGCCCCCAGACCUACACCACCUGCUACCUGACGGAACCCUCCUGUUGCUGCGACCUCCUGCCCAGGGACGUGCCCACAGUGACCAGACUCUAUCCACAGACCUGGGUGUCUACACAUGUGAGGCCAGCAACCGGCUGGGCACAGCAGUCAGCCGAGGUGCCCGGCUGUCUGUGGCUGUCCUCCGGGAGGAUUUCCAGAUCCAGCCUCACGACACGGUGGCCGUGUUGGGCGAGCAGGUGAUUCUGGAGUGUGGGCCACCCUGGGGCUACCCAGAGCCCACAGUCUCAUGGUGGAAAGAUGGGAAACCCCUGGCCCUCCAGCCAGGGCGGCACACGGUGUCCAGGGGUUCCCUGCUGAUGGCAAGAGCAAAGAAGAGUGACGCAGGGACCUAUAUGUGUGUGGCUGCCAACAAUGCAGGACAACGGGAAAGCCGGGCAGCCAGGGUGUCUGUCCAAGAGCCCCAGGACUACACGGAGCCUCUGGAGCUUCUGGCUGUGCGCAUUCAGUUGGAAAAUGUGACCCUGCUGAACCCAAACCCUGCAAAGGGCCCCCAUCCUGGGCCUGCUGUGUGGCUCAGCUGGAAGGUGAGUGGCCCUGCUGCACCUGCUCAGUCUUACACGGCCUUGUUCAGGGCCCAGGCAGCCCUGGGAAGCCAGGGAGCCCCGUGGGCAGAGGCGCUACUGGCUGGCUGGCAGAGCGCAGAGCUUGGAGGCCUCCACUGGGGCAGAGACUACGAGUUCAAAGUGAGACCAUCCUCUGGCCGGGCUCGAGGCCCUGACAGCAACGUGCUGCUCCUGAGGCUGCCAGAACAAGUGCCCAGUGCCCCACCCCAGGAGGUGACCCUAAAACCUGGCAAUGGCAGUGUCUUUGUGACCUGGAUCCCACCACCAGCUGAAAACCACAAUGGUGUCAUCCGUGGCUACCAGGUCUGGAGCCUGGGCAACACCUCACUGCCCCCAGCCAACUGGACUGUAGUGGGCGAGCAGACCCAGCUGGAGAUCGCUGCCCGAAUGCCAGGCUCCUACUGCGUGCAAGUGGCUGCAGUGACUGGUGCUGGGGCUGGGAAGCCCAGUAGCCCUGUCUGCCUCCUUUUAGAGCAGGCCAUGGAGCAAGCUGCCCGAGAACCCAGUGAGCAUGGUCCCUGGACCCUGGAGCAGCUGAGGUCCACCUUGAGGCGGCCAGAGGUCAUUGCCAGCGGGGUCGUUGUGCUCUGGCUGCUCCUGCUGGGCACUGCUGUGUGUAUCCACCGCCGGCACCGAGCUGGAAUGCACCUGGGCCCAGGUCUGUACAGAUAUACCAGCAAGGACGCCAUUCUAAAACACAGGAUGGAUCACAGUGACUCCCCCUGGCUGGCAGACACUUGGCGUUCCACCUCUGGCUCUCGGAACCUGAGCAGCAGCAGCAGCCUCAGCAGUCGGCUGGGAGGGGACCCCCGGGACCCGCUAGACUGUCGUGGCUCCUUGGUCUCCUGGGAUCCCCGAAGCCCUGGUGUGCCCCUGCUUCCAGACACCAGCACUUUCUAUGGCUCCCUCAUCGCUGAGCUGCCCUCCAGCCCCCCAGCCCGGCCAAGCCCCCAGGUCCCAGCUGUCCGGGGCCUCCCACCCCCGCUGACCAGGCUCUCCAGCCCCUGGCCCAGCUCAGACAGUCUCUGCAGCCGCAGGGGACUCUCUUCUCCGCGCUUGUCUCUGGCCCCUGCGGAGGCUUGGAAGGCCAAAAAGAAGCAGGAGCUGCACCAAGCCAACAGCUCCCCGCUGCUCCGGGCCAGCCACCCCAUGGAGCUCUGGUCCUGGGAGUUGGGAAAUAGAGGCUCCAAGAACCUUUCCCAAAGCCCAGGCUAUUGUUCCCCAGGAGCUGUGCCCCGAGCUCUGGUUGCCCGGCGGGCCCUGGGACCGCAGCUCCUCAGCUCCUCUAAUGAGCUGGUCACUCGCCCUCUUCCUCCAGUACCUCUCUCUCCUCGAGGAACCCCCACCCAGAGUCAACAGACCCAGCACUUGGCAGAGCCCCAAGCUCCCUCCUAUGUCCCACCACCAUCAGAAACCCCCACCCCCAUCCUUAGCUGCUCCAGUCCCCCCAGCCCCCAGGCCUCUUCCCUCUCCAGUCCCAGCCCACCUUCCAGUCUCCUGUCCAGCUCUUCACUGUCAUCCCUGGGGGAGGAUCAGGACAGUGUGCUGACCCCUGAGGAGGUGGCCCUGUGCCUGGAACUCAGUGAGGGCGAAGAGACCCCCAGGAACAGCGUCUCUCCUAUGCCAAGGGCUCCAUCACCCCCCACCACCUAUGGGUACAUCAGCGUCCCAGCAGCCUCAGAGCUCGUAGACAUGGGCAGGGCUGGAGGAGGGGUGGGGUCGGACAGGGGCGUCUUGUUGUGCCCACCUCGGCCCUGCCCCACCCCCACCCCCAGCGAGGGCUCCUUGGCCAAUGGUUGGGGCUCAGCCUCUGAGGACAACGUGCCCAGUGCCAGAGCCAGUCUUGUCAGCUCCUCCGAUGGCUCCUUCCUCGCUGAUGCCCACUUUGCCCGAGCUCUGGCCGUGGCUGUGGAUAGCCUUGGUUUUGGUCUGGAGCCCAGGGAGGCAGACUGCGUCUUCACAGAUGCCUCAUCACCUCCCUCCCCACGGGAUGACCUCUUCCUGUCCCCCACCCUCUCCCUGCCCCUGUGGGAGUGGAGGCCAGACUGGUUGGAGGAUGUGGAGAUGAACCCCACCCAGCGGCUGGGAAGGGGGCUCCCUCCCUGGCCCCCUGACUCUCAGAUCCCUUCCCAGAGAAGUCAGCUCAGCUGUCCUGUGCCCAAGGCUGCUGAUUCCUCCUGAAAUGUGUUCCUGACACUGCCGAGAAGAGGAUCUGAAGCACCUCUGCUGUCAGCUAUGAGGCCUGGCUGUGGCGUGUGGCUCUUGGCCUGUGCUUCUCUGCCUCCAGGAGAGUUCUCCCUCCAGGAUUGUGAAAACAAAUGAAAGCAAAGCAAAAUAAGAGCAAAGCAGACCAGGAGCCUCAGUGGGGGCAGCACAUCCUUCCCACCUUUCUCCCAGACAUUGCUUUCUCCUCUGCUCUGUCCACCCCCACAGCCGGGUGGUUUUGGCUAUGGAGAAGCCCUGUCUCCUGCUCUCCCCACCCACCCACUGGGACCAUGGGAAGUGUGUUCGUGGAGGACAGCCGAGGCUGGUGGGAGAGGGCUGCAGAGGACAGCGCUUCUUGGAGCCUCCCCUCCAGCCUACCCGCCACUGCUCCAGAGGCAAGCUCAACUCUCCCCAACUGCCCCACACAGUGGCAUUAAAGAGAAGCCACCAAGGCAGUGAGGCCCUACCUCAGUGCCAAGGCAAAGUGUUCAAGGCUGGGUCUAGAAAGGAAGCUGAGGGAAGAGAGUUGUG